UGUUGGUCGCUACGCCGACACUAAGCUGAUAUAACCGUCGACACGCCACGUAGAGUGAUGCUCAGGAACUCCCCAGAUCCUUGUGCUGGACGACGCGCAACAGCCGAGCGAUCUGGUAAUUGACCGGAGACUCCCUUGCCAUCCAUUAUAGCUCCUUGGUAACGCUGCAGUGUAGCCCUCUAGAUGCGCCUGCAGUGGGGUCAGGGCCGGGUAAAUAGGAUAAAUAGGAGAUGAGGAGUAGGGUACCAGAACCGGGGGCUCGAAGAGGGUGAUUCUCGUGAUAUAAGAAGACGCAAUGAUUGGGGGAAUAAAAAUAACCUUCAGUUCGCUGCAGUUGUCUGAUUCUGGCUGUAGCAUUGAAGGAAUCAUACGUGAUCCUGGGGAAUUGAAUUGAAUUGAGUUGGUUACCUAUUUAAUUGCCCCUCAACACCAAGCACCCCGCUUCACGAUCCUGUUAUGCGCGUUGGCGGUGAGACAAACUUAUGUUACGGGAUAAGUACCUGGCUGAGAAUCUGUUGGCUACGAUACUAAAUCAAAACAACAAAACUACAUAAUCUACACAUAUCAAACAAAGGAGAAUAGUUCAAAAAAAAAAAAAAAAAAAGGAAAAAAAAGAACAUGACACCACCACUAAUAACCCACCUCUACACUGCGGACCCCUCCGCACACGUCUUCGAAGGGAAGAUAUACAUCUACCCCUCGCACGACCGCGAGACAGACAUCCAAUUUAACGACAACGGCGACCAAUACGACAUGGCCGACUACCAUGUGUUCUCGACGUCCUCUCUCGACCCGCCCUACGACGUAACCGACCAUGGCGUCGUCCUCCGCGCCGAGGAUGUGCCGUGGGUAUCCAAGCAACUCUGGGCUCCCGACGCGGCCUUCAAAAACGGAAAAUACUAUCUCUAUUUCCCGGCCCGCGACAAGGAAGGUAUCUUCCGCAUCGGCGUCGCGGAGGGCGAAUCUCCAAGCGGCCCGUUCAAGGCUGAUCCCGAGCCGAUUAAGGGCAGUUACAGCAUUGAUCCUGCGUCCUUCGUUGAUCCAGAUACGGGUGAGGCGUAUCUGUACUUCGGUGGGCUGUGGGGCGGACAAUUGCAGUGCUAUCAGAGCACAGUUGAGCCAGACGCGCAUGGUGUCCCGCGUUUCGAGAGCGAAUGGCUUGGUCCGAAAGAACCUGCGGGCGAAGGCGCGAAGGCGUUAUUUCCUAAGGUUGCGCAAUUAUCAGAGGAUAUGCAUACUUUCGCAUCGCCGGCGCGCGAUCUCGUGAUCCUUGCGCCGGAGACGGGGGAGCCGAUCCCUGCGGAUGAUCACGAUAGACGCUUCUUCGAGGCUGCGUGGAUGCAUAAGCGGAAGGGGAAGUACUAUUUCAGCUACUCUACUGGGGACUCGCAUUAUCUCGUUUAUGCGAUGGGUGACUCGCCUCUGGGCCCGUUCACGUAUGCUGGGCGGAUCCUCGAGCCGGUGCUGGGGUGGACGACGCAUCAUUCUAUUGUUGAGUUCCAGGGACGGUGGUGGCUAUUUCAUCACGAUUGCGAGAUGAGUAAAGGCGUUAGUCAUUUGAGGAAUGUCAAGGUUAAGGAGAUAUUCUUUGAUGAUGAGGAGAGAAUUCUGCCUAUGAAGGCGAAAUAGAACAGAUGGGACGUUCCUAGGGAGAUGUAUAAUUGGGAAGACUGUUACCAAUGACGUUGUUAUUGCUCAAGUUGCCUUCAUAUUCAAGCCUUUCCUACCUUGGAAGUGUGGUUGCCCUGGUGGUGUACCAAGCCUUACUCAACAGCGCGUGACAUCAGUUUUAGAAUCUUGAUAUGAGCACAUUCACAUCAUUUAAC
Molecule: messenger RNA, 1826 nt
Organism: Xylaria bambusicola
Lineage: Eukaryota; Fungi; Ascomycota; Sordariomycetes; Xylariales; Xylariaceae
Product: xylosidase/arabinosidase
Exons: 1
Coding region: 619-1629 (336 amino acids)
Biological process (GO): carbohydrate metabolic process
Molecular function (GO): hydrolase activity, hydrolyzing O-glycosyl compounds
Source: RefSeq, a predicted model, not a curated record